CGGACGGCCACACUGCUAUCGUGUUUUACUUCUUAUUGGAAACGGUUGCUGAAAGGUUACAAAAAAUGGCGAAGAGUGUCGGUAGUGCGUGCGCUCAGAUUGCGGUCCUUUUAGCCGUAUGCAGUUCGCUACACGGCGCGACGGCCAGGUUGAAUGCAGAGAGUUACGACACCUUUGAUACAGCGCUUCCCUACCUCAAACCCGAACCCCAUGUGGUGCCUCUGGCCACGGAUCAGUUGCAUCAACGUCAAAGGCGAGCCGCUCCAGCGGAUGUUCAGCCGCCACCAGUCAGUAACAGUCAAUAUCAGAGCGUGAAUUCAAAUGCUAGUGUGGCUGCAGUGGCAGCCGGAGCUGGAGCUGCUGUGGUGACCACGGUGGAUAGCAAGGCAACGGCGGCGGCAGGCGGUAGUGUCUCCUAUAAUGUGCACAAUGUUGGAGUCAAUGGCACCGGACAGCGUAAGGAUGUCGAGGGUGGAGCUGCUGCUCCUGGCCUUAGUCCCGCCAUUAACUACAAGAAGCCAACUCAACUAAUGGCCGCCCAGUCCAAUGGCUAUCCCAAAAAGGUGGCACCCAGCUCGGCAGCUGCUGCUAUCCCGCAAACACCCAGCAGCAGCACGGCAGCACCCAUCGACGUGGAUGUGUCUGGGGUGGAUAUACCCGAUGACGAUAUCGAAAGCAAUGUUAAGAAUGAGUCGCUGGUGCGCAGCGAGGAUUUCCACGACUAUUACAACAGUGUUCUCUAUGUGAGCGCUGAGGAGGCCAAGGCUUUGUGGUCGCAGCUGAAGAACACGCCCGAGAAUCAAAUGCUUUCCUCCUCGCAUCGUCGUGCCAUGACCGUUGAGCUGAACUUUGAUUUUCCCUUCUACGGUCACUAUGUAAGGAAUAUCACAGUGGCCACCGGUGGCUUCCUCUACACUGGCGAAUAUGUGCACUCCUGGCUGGCGGCCACUCAGUAUAUUGCCCCGCUAAUGGCCAACUUUGACACAAGCAUUUCUAAUGAUUCGUUUGUUCGUGUGCAGGACAAUGGCACCGCUUUUACCGCCGUUUGGGAGAAUGUUACGCUGCAGGAUAAGCCCGAGUUUGGCAAGUUUACAUUUAGCGUGACGCUGCACCAAAGCGGUGAUAUUGUCUUUGGCUACUUCCGUGUGCCCACGCUUAUCAAUUCCAUCCAGGAUCACCAGCAUCCGGUCAAGGUGGGACUCUCCGAUGCCUAUAUAAUCGACAAGCAUCUAUAUUUUGCCCGCCGAAAGACCAUUUAUGAGUACCACCGCGUCUCCGUCCAGCAGCAGGAGAUCACCAAUUCCACCAUCAUCAAGCUGACUGCACAGCCCACCUGUCUGGGCUACAAUGACUGCCAGUCGUGUUUGAACCACAAUACGACAUUUACGUGCCUCUGGUGUCCGGCGCUGAGUCGCUGCUCCACGGGCACCGAUCGCAAGAAGCACGAGUGGAUGACCAAGGGUUGCGAAACUGCCGCCCUUCGUAAUGCCACAACCUGUCCGGCGCUCGGGGAGAAGGGCAACAAUGCUGCUGCCCAGGAAAAGAACGGGGCCGGAACACCGGGUGGCAGCAGCACAAAUGGAGCUGGAAAUGCAACAAAUCCCUCUACGGCGGCUACCGGCAGUCCGAUGGCAACGGAGCCCACAGUGAUUAGCACGCGGGCGCCACAGGCCAAUGCUGGCCAGUCUAAGUCCGAGAAUGCUGCCAUCGCCGGUGGUGGCAUUGGUGAUGGUGGCCAUACGGACGGCAAGGUUGGCGGCAAUGCCGAAUUGUCGCAGGCGGGAGCGGAUAACAAAAGCGUAGGCGUGGCCUUUGGCUUCAUGGUGCCCAUUUGCUUGGUGUUCGCCGUGACGCUGUGGCUCUUCUAUGCGUACCGAAAUCCGCACACGAAGAGUGGCCAGCUGCUCAUCCAGUUCCGUCCCAGCCAGUGGUCUUGGCGACGUGGCGAGGCUCGCUACACGGCGGCCACGAUACACAUGUAGGCGGAGAUGAUAGCCGGAGAUGUUGAGGGGUAGAGAGAUCGCUAGAGAACGUGGCAAGCAAGGACAACAAGAACAACCACAACCAACCAACCAACCAAUCAAUGUUAACCCAUCAAAAAACCCCUGGAUAUACAGCAGAGAGUCAGCGUCAUUGGCAAAAGCAAAGUGGAAAGUGGAGCAAAGGAAAUGAAAGGAAAGGAAAGGAAAGGGAACAGGAAACAGCAAAGGCAAAAUAUAUAAUUCAACUUAACCCAAAGCAAGCGACCGUUUCAUUCUAUUAAAGAAAAGAUAUAUAUGCCAGAAGGAUAUCUAACUGCACUGUGAUCCAUGUGUUCCAAUUUCCAUAACAUAUCCCCCCAGAGUCCUCCGAAAAAAAAGAAGAACCCAAUUGCUCAAAAAGACGACUGGCAACAGCAUGAAGUGAUCUUUUUAAAUUUAUCUUUUUAAUGUUUAUUUUUUUUAACCGAAGCCCCCAAAUUCCAAGCAAAGAAAUCUGAAGAAUCCGAAGAAGAAGUUGCCCCUCUGAUGACAAUGCUCAGACCAAUGGCCACGCACACACACGAGACACUUGCACACACACAUACACAAUACACAACACAGAGGCCUAUGCAAAGGGAUUUUUUUAGGUUUCCUCUUAAAAUUCCCAAGUGCUUUUAUCAGGGGGAAAUUUUCUCAAAGAAAUCCUGCAUAUGCCACACACACACACACACUCAACACACACACACACGCUCAAUUAGUACACAGGGCAAAGUGCUUUUCAAUUGUUUCAUAGUUCAAUUUUGUUUAGUUUUCUUUUUUUAAUUAUUUUACUCCGUUUUUUAACCCACUUUAACCACAAGCUAGAGAAAGAUGGAGAGCGAGAGGGGAGCUGGAGAGAGAGAGAGAGACAGAUAGAUAGAGGGCUGUAUAUUUAUAUUUGUGUUGGUGUUCUCCUACUCCCCCCCAACCCCAAUUCUGUAUAAUUUUGUACGUUUCUUCGUUUGUUUUUUUUUUUUGUAAGUGUUGUGCGUAGCUUGGCAGGCAAAUUAAUGGGACAAAUGUACAGCUGCGAGAGAGCGCAGUGUUUUUUUUCAUACUGUAUUAUACGCGAUUUGUAUGCAAGUUUUAUGUAUGUGUGUGUAUAUGCCCCCCACCACCACUUUAUAUAUAUACUAUAUACACGCAGACAUGUGGGGAAAUAUCCAAGACAAACCUCUUCUCUUUGUUAGUAUUUUUUUCUAUUAAUUAAUAUUACAAAUGAAAAACAAGAAAUAUAUAUACAUAUAUAUCUAAAUGAGUAAAAACAAAAGAAAAACUAUAACUAAAUGCGGUGUGCAAAGCUAAAAACUAAAAACUAAAAACCAUAAAUCACUAAGUUCGGGCAGCGAGAAGACAUUAGCAGUGAAGGCGAAAGUGAGAAAGUAAAUUAAUAUAUGAAUAUUAGCGGUACCAAUAAAUAUAAAAAAAAAAUCAAACAGAUUAAACUUGAACGAAAAUGAGAAACAAAAGAAAUAAAAACUCCAGCAUGCAUGCAAGCGACAACAACUAAGGAAAUUGUAUAACAAUGUAUUUUGAUAAAGAAAUUAAACUUGUAUUUUAAGCUCUCCUUAUGUAUACAUGAUAAUUUAAAUAAAAACAAGACAAAAAAAAAAAA
Messenger RNA from Drosophila kikkawai, 3615 nucleotides. RefSeq names its product lethal (1) G0289. The record is from RefSeq and is a predicted model, not a curated record. Lineage: Eukaryota; Metazoa; Arthropoda; Insecta; Diptera; Drosophilidae.